Messenger RNA from Orbicella faveolata, 3926 nucleotides. RefSeq lists its product as uncharacterized. Lineage: Eukaryota; Metazoa; Cnidaria; Anthozoa; Scleractinia; Merulinidae. Gene Ontology annotation, biological process: intracellular signal transduction. Gene Ontology annotation, molecular function: guanyl-nucleotide exchange factor activity; protein binding. The record is from RefSeq and is a predicted model, not a curated record. Gene Ontology annotation, cellular component: cytoplasm.
UCUGAUUAUUCAUAUCACGGGUGAAAGAAGAACGUGACAUAUUUUGCAAUUUUAAAAUUUCUGUGGUAUUUAGGGUGGUUUUUGAUGAUUUCGAUUAUUUUUGCCGGCAGUUGACUGUGAAAUUGAUGUACUGAAUCACUUUAAAUUAAAAUAACCCUCUUUAUUCCUCCAUAAGGUGUGCGCGAUAUUAGGCACAGUCGUCAGAUAUUUUUCUAGUGCUUUCGGGGAACGGCACCAAACUGCACUUAUAAGCAAAUGGUGAAAGUAAAUGGACUCCUUUGAAAGUUUGUUAAAUGCGCGAGAUGGAGAAAAUGUCUGGCUCACCGUAGACUUGCCACAAGUCGACCUUUUCUUAAUCUUUGAUUUAUUUAUCUCCCUCGAGCGAAGCGAGAGGGUGAUCUUCGAGCGACGAAGUCGCGAGGGCGAGCGCGAGCGACCUAAGUCGAAACCAACAGGCCAGGGAAGAAUUAUUGGAAAGGACUGUUAGAAAGUCUACCAAAUGCGAUGCGAUGGAGCACGAAUUUACUUGGGGUUGGAUAGAGGUUGCCCAACUCCUAUGGGUACUAACUGCACCCCAGUAUUUAGUAAAGAACAGCAAAAAAUACUGACAUUCGUUUGACAACCGUCUGCGUACUGUACUUUUAAAAUAUCUACAACACAUAUUUGAGGUACCGGCGCUCUGUGUCGGAAAGGAAGUAAAGUUCUCGUGACGUCACGAAAAAUGAACGAGUGCGGCUUCGCACUAUUUCGUUCCAUUGUCGGCGUGGAAUCGGCAUUUCCGAAAGUGAAGGUGAGUUAGUUUCUGUCUUUACAGAUAUUCGUGGACGAACAAUCUUGCAUUUCCUGUUGGAGCACUUCAAGAUACAGGAUAGUGUGUAUCCAUGAAUGAUUUGUUUACCAAAGAUAAACUCCGCAUUGAAUUUUACCAAGCUCUUUUGACAUCUUGUCUCCGUUGAUCAGUCAACCGUGGUUUGACAGGGUCAAAUCAUGUCAUUCGAUACGAUUACAGUCACGACUUCUUCAACGGAGUAUAUUGGUGUUUGAGCCCUCAUAUGUGAACAACAAAGAACUCUUUGCUCGGUCAGAUACCUCACAAGUGUCGUGGAAGCUAUUUAAAAGUUAGAGCCAGCGUUUGAGUGGCGAUAUUGCCACUGUUUGGCGGGAAUAUUGGAGGCAACGUUGUGAAAGGAAAACUUACAUUCGAAAGUUGGAAGCAUCGAAAGUACCAUAUACAUGGAAGAAGCUGAAGAGGAAAGAUCAAAUUCAGAUGAAUCAAGGAGUCUUGAACAAUUUAUUGCUGUGUGGGAUUUUGAACCAUCAAAAAAGGAUGAACUUGGACUGUCAAAGGGAGAUAUUGUGUGUGUGGUGAAGAAGUAUCAAGAUGGCUGGUACAGAGGAAUACGUUACAGAGAUUAUCAGGCUGGCUGCUUUCCUGGGAAUUUUGUCAAGAAGACAUCAGAUGAAGCUGGAAAUACCGGUUGGGAAGAGGUAUCAGAGAAUCUUGUCUCAUCUCCACCAAAAACUGAGAUCAGCUCAAAAAUUUUGGAGGAUUUACAAAAUGAUCGAAAUAAUAUGACUUCUGAGGGUUGUUGUGAUACAGACGAACAUUGCAUGGAUAUGGAACACAGACAGCCUGAUGUCAAUCAAAAUGGCGUGCAUAGAAGUGAUUCACUUAAGAGUGAAAUUGUUAGUCCUGGGGCAUUCACGUCAUUUCAUGGGCUCAAUAUACUCUCUGAGCAAAUGGCACAGGAUGGAGAAGAAUCAGAGGAGCGGAAAAGAACUAGAGCAGCAAUGGAGCUCUUGACGUCAGAGGUGUCUUACUUCAAUGGCUUAAAUCUCUUGUCUGGGCAUUAUAUAAGACCACUCAGGAAGCUUCGUAUUAUAUCAAAUGAAGAUCUGAAAAGAAUUUUUGCCAAUGCAGAGUCCUUAGAGUCCAUUAGUAAAGAACUGGUUGCUAAACUUCAAGCACGUUUGGCUCACUGGGACGUUAAUACAACUCAGAUUGGGGACAUUCUUGUAGAAAUGUUUUCCUACAUGAUGAUGUUUGAACCAUAUUUUAAAUCAAGGAAGAGAGGCAAUUAGGUAAAAUCGAAGUUGGAAAGAAACAACGAGAAAUUCAGGAAUUUUUUGGCCAAGGUCAAUUGCAGCCAUACGCUGGAUUCACUGCUACUUAUGCCAAUCCAGAGGGUUCCCAGAUAUGAACUCAUAUUAAAGGAGUUGGUGAAAAGAACAAGAGAGGAUCACCCUGAUUAUGAGAACUUGAAGGAAGCACAAAGCAAAGCCCAAAAGACUGCUGAAGCGUUAAAUGAACACAUUCGUCAAAUAGAGAAUGAAACCAAAGUUGUUGAAAUUAUGAAAAGUUUUCCUAAUGAUGAAUUGAAUCUCAUUCGACCUGCAACACAAAAUACUUCAGGAAAACAUUUUGGAACAGUACGUCUAAGGAAACAUGAAAGAGACCAGAUGACAAGUAUAUCAAAAAGUCUCAAGCGAAUCUCUCUUCCACUGAUGGACAGCAUUGAAACAUCUCCAAAAUUCCAUCGCAUUAAUACAACUACUCUGCCACGUGCUACUCGCCCUCAGACUGGAGAUAGCAGUGACAGUGACAGUGAAUCAGACACUGCACCAUUAGGGGAGACAUUUAUCACCAGCACAUAUAUUUAUGAAGGUGAAGUUGAGAGGGUAACCAAGAAAGCCAGUAGUGCAAGUGAAGGUGGAAUGGUACAUGAAACAGUUGAAAGACAUCUCUUCUUAUUUAACAAUAUUUUGUUAAUUGGCUUGGCCUCAGAAAAUCUUAUAACAGGGAAGAAAAGUUAUAAACUCAAGGACAGUGUUUCUCUUGCUCAAGCAUGGGUAACAGCACCUAGUGCAUAUUACAGUAAUCCACCAAACUCUAUGUUCAUUGUGGGAACACCAACACAGAUUUACAAAUUUUUAGCAUCAUCAGAAAGAGAAAAAGAAAAAUGGGAGAGUAAACUUAAAAAAUGCAUUGAGAAGGAAAAGCAAGCAUUUGUUAAGUCCUUCAAAGGAAUGCCUAUACCAGAUGAAGAAUUUCUAGCUGUUUCAAUCGAUGCUAAAAUUGAUUACCACCAGACAGUUGACUUAGAAUUAAACCUGAGACAGAGCGAGGAAGUGUUAAUCAUAGGAAUCAAAGCUGGAAAUCUCUGGUUCCCUGGACUGUAUCCUGAGAAUGUUUGUGAACUUGAGUCAGCAUGGUGGCCUGGGCUCUACAAAGGAAGAUUUGGAUGGUUUCCAGGUCAAUGUGUUACGGGGCCUGAUGUAGCGACACUUACUGCUACAAAUGAGUUUCACCCCGUUCCUGUGGCAGUGGCACUGAAUGGAAUAAAAAAGAAAAUGAUAGAGUGGACUGGAAGCAAGCUUAAAGUACCUGUUAUUCAAGAGAUGACAAUGUUAAAGGUGUUUAAGCCGGACAAGACAUUCAAGACCUGUAAAAUAGAGCCAGGAUUUAUGAUCUCAGAUGUCAUGCGCCAAUACACCAGACACAAGAGUUUUGUGGGGGGACAGGUUGACGCAUCAGUGUUGGAAAUGUGGGAAGAAUCAGUAGAUGGUUCUGUACGCAGAUGUCUGGAUCCUCUGGAAAAGCUUAGCAACAUCUUUGCAAUGUGGGGAAAAUAUCAGGACAAGAUGAAGCUUGUCAUUCAUAAUGUAAGUGAUCGGCAGCAGCAACUGUCUGAUGAGAAGAGAGAAGAUAGACAAGAACCUCCAACUGGACUGCUAGUCUGUAUUGAUUAAAAAAAUUCACUGCACAGAUGAAUUUUUUUAAAAUUUCUCGUUAAUAUUUUUUAUUUUACAGUCAUAUAUUUUGCAUUCUCAAAUGACAAGUUAGCUAUUUUUUGUUUAGGGUUGAAAAUAUUGCUCAAUUGAAGUGUGGAGUAGAGAAAUUUAAAUUCAUUAAUAUGAUAAUUUUU